CUGAAGGGCAGAAAGACCCCUUCAAGUCAAUACCCAGGGCACAUCAUAUUUUGCACGGAUCGCCUUUUGUCGACGUCAUUCGUGUGCGACAGGCCUCAGCGUACAGCGUUCUGCCGAGUUCUGGACAGAAGCUGGAAAUGGGUGAGUCGCUGCUGAGGGCCAUGGUAUCAAAGUAUUUCAACACUUAUUUACGGACUUGAAUAUCAACGUUUGAGACCACCAGCGCGUUUCACCCGCAGAGACACAUUGUUUGCAAGAAUACGUCUUUGACCGACUGUCGUUUGUUAGUAUUUGAAGCUAGCGGGCUAACGUUAGCUAGCGGAGCCAGGCCCCGCAAAGAGUCGCACCUCACAGAGUUGAUUGUGUUUGUCAGCGACGAGAGUUAAUCAGAUAAUGAGACGGAUGUGAUCGGUGUCACUCGACUCAUUGCUCUAACAUAUCACAGCAGUAUACUUUCGCAUGAUUCAUCCAGUUUGUUGGUAUUUUUGGACAGAUCUUAGUAGCGCAUUCAAACUUAGCAUAGCCUGUAAACGUUAGCUAACUGAAUUAAAGCUAGCUAACUACAUUCAAAAUCAUGACUGCCAGGAGGACAGGCUACGCUGGUAGCAUGGAUUCCUCUUCUAAUAGUGGCAACAGCUCAGUCCACAGUGGGAAUCGUAAACAAAGUAUAAUCAACGUCGCCGACAGGACCGGGGUAGAGUCUUGUUAUGAUCGGAAAGCGGAUAAGGCUGGAUACGGAGCCCCGCAGGGCGGCGUGACCGUAACCUCUCUGAAGUCACGUCUCGCACCGACCAUUCAAACGGCCAUGUCCGCUGCUGUGGAUACUCUUCUGGGUGAAGUGGUGCUCGUGCUCAAUGAGACUCAACAGGAGUUGCUACACAAGGAACAGGAGAACGAGAGACUCAAAGUGCGCCUUGAAGUGUCGGAGAGGGAGUUGAAGACUUUGCAGGAGUGUCUUUGCAGUGCUCAGAAGCUCAUAGACCAGCUCCAGAUCUCAUACACGGGCCCUCAGUCAAUCAGUCAGUCCGUCUUCGCCUCAUCGCUGUCUUCCAUGGCUUCCAUGACUUCAGACCUGGACCGGGACCACCAGAACGGCCGAAAUGUGAACGGAGCCGGUGUGGACUUGGGCCUCAGUGGCUCGGUGGAUGAUUCACUUCAUGGGUUUGAGCCCAGAGACGACUACAAAAUGUGCCAGCUUUCGAUCCAACCCGAUGGCUCUGUGACUAACCACGCUCUGGACUCCUUUGCUUCCAACGCAUCUCAUAUGUGCUCCGAUUCCAGCAGACAAGAUGAGAGGCAGUCUCAGGGACCAGGUGGAGCGUCCGGGUUUGAGAUUAAAGAGGAGCAGGGAGCCGGCUCCUGUCAGCCCAGCAGGAAGGAGCCUGGUUUGCGUAGUGACAACAGAGCCGGGGACGGUGACCUUGGGGACGGUGACCUUGGCUACGUUCAAGUUGGAGGGGAGGGAGUCUCCCAGCGUUCCUUUACUCACCCUCUUCGUCACCAAAGACCGGUGCGAGAAUGCAACAGUGCCUUGCAGCAGGGUGGACUCGAUGGACAGAAACAAUUGGCCAGGACUGCCGGAGCCGGGAGGGUAGACAGUGUUUCGCCAGGCAGAGCGGAGGACUCUGCGGGACCUUCGGCCUCCGACACGAUAGGGGAGCCCUCUCCAGAUCGUCCUCACCACUGCUUGGAGUGUGGAAAGACCUUCCGUCUGAUCUCCAGCCUGAAGAAGCACAUCCGCAUCCACACCGGAGAGAAGCCCUACCCGUGUGGAGUCUGCGGCCGUCGCUUCCGCGAGUCAGGGGCGCUUAAAACCCACCUGCGCAUACACACCGGUGAGAAGCCGUACUCUUGCUCCGAGUGUGGAAACUGCUUCCGCCACUUGGACGGUUUGCGCAAACACCGGCGCACGCACACCGGAGAGAAACCCUACGUGUGCGCCAUCUGCGGGAAGCGCCUGAGCCGCCUGCAGCAUCUCAAACACCACCAGCUCAUCCACACCGGAGAGAGGCCGUGCUGCUGCCCCUUCUGCAACCGCAGCUUCAAGGAGCCCGCAGCGCUGCGGAAGCACAUCCGCACGCACCGGGAGGAAGGCGGUCACAUGGGGAUCGCUCCCACCGAGGAGGCGGACCCAGAUGCCAUGGACGACAUUAACAACCUCCACCCGGCAGCUCCGUCCCCUCAGAUGAGGUUUGGGGAGUGGGGACCCGAGGAGGACGACAGCUCCGUGGUGGACUGUGUGUAGGGCUUGAUUUAAGGAGAAGCUGUUUGUUGGUGUUCUUACCGUGAGACCUUCUCCGGAUGAAAAACAUGGAAUAAGACGUUUGUAGUUUCUAGACAUGAUGGAUGGAUUCGGUCAUCUCUGUUCCAUGCUGUUGAAGUGAAUACUCAGGCUACAUAUAACCCUGGCCUUUGAGAUCUGUUUAUAUCUGGCAUUUUUAAUGAUUUACACUCUUAGAUGACACAAAAAAAAAAAGAUUGAAAUAUCCACUGCACAUUCUUCAGAAGUGAGUCUUCUUUUUCAGACAUUCAAAAAGCAGCAGCAGGAGCAUACAGGUUGUUCUUGGCACAGGGAGUUGCUGUUUUUGCCAACGCCCCGGCAAUAAUUUGGGAAAUUGAUGGCAGAAGUGGACAAGAGCCGUUUUCCUCACUUCUAAAAUAUAAGUGCCUUGAACGCACACACUCGACCAUCAACCGAGUCACUGCUGCUGCUGCUGUUCAAGAUAGUUCCCACCUGGACAUUACGACUCUGAUCGUGUUGAUCAGUUUUUUUUAUAGUUUCACAUAUUAGAGAAUUUGGAUCUGCUGUUGAAUUGUCUUCAGUUUCUAAUUAGGCAUGCUUUUGCCAACACACUGAGCUGAGAUGGAUAUAGGGCUGCUUUUUUAUCGAAAUUACAAUACUUGUUAAAUGCAAAAUGUUUGCCAAAAUACCAUUUUUUAAAAAAUUUAUUUAGUAUUGUCAUGCUGCAGAGAUGUCCUGGCCUUCAUGUCUAGCUUUUGAUCUUGAUAAAUCGAUAAUAUUUGAGUUUUUGAAUAUGUUUUUACACAAUAUUUAUUAACUCAAAUAAAUGGUCAGUUAGUCAGGUUAGUAUCGAUAUUGCAACAAAAUUAUGGGGUUAAACCACAAUAUACCAAAAAUGUACACAAUGAGAUAUUUGAUAAAUAAUCAUGAGUAGCGUAGAUAUAAUUUCUAAGUGGGUUAAAGCAAAUAAUGGAGCGUCUAGAACAAUGAAACGGCUAUGUUCAGAAAAUGACAUCACUUUACUGUAAUGCUUAUGAGGAUAUCCUGAAGCUAAGACGAUAUCUAGUCUCGUAUCACGAUAUUGAUCGCUCUACUCUGUCCUCAGACAAAUUGAAGUGAUCUGCAUCAAGCGUAUCUAAUUUGGAAGGUAUCUGUACAUUAAUCUAUCUGUUAGAGGGCACAGUCGGUUGGCAUCAGGAUGCUCCCGGAUCAACAGCGUGAACUGUUUCUCCAGUCUUGACUUUCAUCUCUCUUUUACGGACCAUAUCUUAGCAUUCCGCUUUUUUGUGCAAGCUGCUACCGUUUGUCUGGAAUGCGUUUCCCUUUUCUGGACCUGUAUUAAUGUAACCAGCAAGUCCUAGUGGGACUGAUUUUGGGUGCUCGCAUGUGCAUUUCUGUCCCUCCGCCGGCAUCGAUUGCCUCCCGGGCGGUUUCUGUAUAUAAGAAUGUAGUUUUAGCCAUUUUAUCUGGAUUAAUGAGGGUUUAACAUUUGUGGAAAAGUUAACGUGUAACAACAACUAAAAAGAAAAAGUAACGUGCUAUGAAAACGUCAGUAUUCUAACAUGCAAUGUAAUUACAUAUACUCUUAUUGAAAUUCUUCCUGAUGUGACUCGACUGAUGCAUCAUGGGUCAACAGCAGAGCAUUAAUCUUCUCAGCCUUUUGCGCUAUACUGUAGGUCUCUGGUGUCAUUUACCACGUGUACGACUAUAACGAUCCCCGUGUAGCUACUCUGUACAUUUACAAGUGUGAGUCAUUUUAAACGGCACAAAAAAUGUUAAAUAUCUGUUACUGUAUACCCAGCAUACGAUUUGCCAUGGUAGUCCCGUAUAAUCAUAUUUAUUGUUUUUUGUAUUACAUACAGAGGGAGCCUUUGCAUGUAGGUUUAAACAGAAAUGGCAUUCUUCCUAAAAAAAAAAAAAAGUCAGUGUUAAAAUGUGAAAUAAAUUUUUUAAUGCAUCUGUGUCCGACAUAUAUUCCUCCACAUCACAUUCACUCUGUUACCUGCUGUAAAUGUUACUCUAUUAAAGGGCCUUGUUUAUACUUCUUCUUUUUCUGUGGCUGUUUGUUCCGUAGAUGAAAUUACAAAGCGCUUCCUUAUAACGGCAGUAAACUCACUAAAUAGAUCGACAAUGCGGCAAUUUGCCCACAGCUAAGACCACGAAUACGUGCUAAUUUGAGAUCAUCCCUGUCUGUUCAUCCCAGCGUUAUUACUUCAGUUUCAGUCCGUUUGUUUCGUUGUAUCUUGACAGGAACAUCACAUGAACCCCGGAGGAGAGUUUACGCUCUGACUGAAACGUUGCCAAACAGAUUGUGUCGGUGCUGUUGACGCGCCCAAACACAGGUCUCAAAUAACACUUUGCUCUCCUCCCGAUGCUGAGCAACGACCGCUGUGUUCAUACACACAAACUGCUAUUUGAGGUGGCCUUCGGUAUUUUUUCUAGUGUUUUUGUUGAUGUUUCGGUGGAGCAGGAAUAUCCAAAGCAGCUUAAUUACAAAUUGAUAAUCUGAUUGGAAUAAAUCAAACCAGCGUUUGUUAAACUAGCAGACCUCGGGGCCCAGUGGGUGUUAAGACCUACAUUUGGUUGACCUAAAAAAUACGUCAAGCCCUCGCAUGGAUUUGACUCUUUUUCCCUGAAACGGAUUGAAGUUAACCCGGAGACUCACUUGGAAGGAUGCAAGUUUAUUCCAACAAAUGACUUCAAGUUGAAGCAAGUGCUGCAGAAGGCACACACAGACGAUAUUUCCCUGAAGUUCACACAGCCGAGCUUGUGAUUCAUGAAAAAACAACAACUUGGUGAAGCGCCUCUGUGGUUGGUGAGAGAAAGGUGCAUCCAACCAAGUCACAACAGCUAUUUUAAUGACAUCAGCUAGAGAGGGAAAAGGAAAGGAUCAGUAGGAUGUGCUUCUACUUUUAUCUACACUGCCGUUAUUUUACAGUUAGUAGUUACUUUGCAGAUUGAGAUAUUAGAAAUACUGGUGCUAACCUGUUAAUGCAUCUGUAAUAACAGUCCAGUUAUAUAAUAUAUAGCACCAUAACACUGACAUGGGCCAGUCUGCAGCAUAGUGAGUGCUUUUAUUAUUACUGUUGAUCGUACUUGCGCACACUUACAUUGUGGUGUUGAUACUUUUUCUCAUGUAGAAGCUGGUUUUAUCUUUAGGUUGUGUAAUACAUCUGUGUAUUUCUCUUUCCUGUUUGUCAUGAUUAUCUGAUGCAGUGAGUUUCAGUUUUCAGAAGGGAAGUAACUAUCUUGUAUCUUAUCUUGGGGUGGUUUAUGUCUGAGCUACGAUGGACUGUAUUUGCAUUGCGCGUGUGUGUGUGUGUGUGUGUGUGUGUGUGUGUGUGUGUGUGUGUGUGUGUGUGUGUGUGUGUGUGUGUUUCUUG
Molecule: messenger RNA, 5625 nt
Organism: Anarrhichthys ocellatus (wolf-eel)
Lineage: Eukaryota; Metazoa; Chordata; Actinopteri; Perciformes; Anarhichadidae
Product: zinc finger and BTB domain-containing protein 17
Exons: 2
Coding region: 575-2245 (556 amino acids)
Biological process (GO): regulation of transcription by RNA polymerase II
Cellular component (GO): PcG protein complex; chromatin; transcription regulator complex
Molecular function (GO): RNA polymerase II cis-regulatory region sequence-specific DNA binding; DNA-binding transcription factor activity, RNA polymerase II-specific
Source: RefSeq, a predicted model, not a curated record